AUGAAACCACUCUUCCUCCUUCCCAUGAAGAAGAUUAAGAGGAUGAAGAAGAAGAGAUCUUCUCAACCACUAUCGGCACCUGCCCGUGCUGUGAAAAAGUAUAAGAGAACUUGUAUCAAAUCUUCGCAACAACAAUCCCUUUCUUCACAACAACACUAUCAGCCUGAUUUUUACUUACCAGAUAAUUGCUGGGAGCAUGUUUUCACAUUCCUCAUUGAACCGGUCGACCCACUCGAUUUGUUUGCAUUACCCCGCAACCCGCGGUGCAACCGGGUCCUUAUUGAGAAUGAAGACAGAAAUAAUUUCAUCUUUCAAUCCUUAUCUCUAGUCUCAAAACAGUUCCUCUCCAUCAUCAACACUAUCAUAUUCUCUAUCAGAGUUUAUCAUCCUCAACUUUGUUUACUCCCUCGUUUUUUCCAUAGAUUCUCCAACCUUAAUUCCCUUGACCUCUGGUUCCGCUCCCGUGAUCUCCAUGCAGGCGUUGCUUUGGCCCUCCGUGACAGACCAUUGAAAUCUUUAUCUAUUUCUUGGAUUGAGCUAAUGGAUGCAAACUACAUUACUUCAUGUUACAUUGAUUCCUUCCUCAGUUUGAAGUCUCUGAAUUCUCUUGAGUUCUACCGUUCUCGAAUCUCUGAUGAAUUGCUUUACGCUAUUGCAAGAGAAGGUCUUCCUUUGAACAAGUUUCUUCUUGAAAGAUGUAUGGGCUAUAGUUACCAUGGAAUUUAUGAUUUAUUAUCCAAGUGUCAUGGGAUACAACAUCUGGGUCUUCAAGGUGUUGAUUUUCUAAAUAAUCAUCAUGUUUCCCUCUUGUCUUUGCUUCUUCCUGAUUUGAUAUCUAUAAACCUUAACACAUGUUCCAAGCUUACAGAAUCAGCUUUGUUUGUACUCAUUAAAAACUGUCAUUCACUUGCUGAAAUCAAAAUGGAACACAUAUUUACUAAGAGAGACAACGUAGAAAAUACAGAUACUUUGAAAGAUUUUCAUGUCAACCCUCAGUUGAAGUUUCUAUAUUUUAAAGAAAAUUCAUUUAUAAAUGACCAAAUCAUCAUAGUGUUGGCUUCCAUUUUUCCCAAUUUGCAAUUUCUUGAUUUGAGUUAUUGCUAUAGCAUAUCUGGAAAAAGUAUAUGUCAAGUUCUAAGUAGAUGUUUUAAGGUUAAAUAUAUGCACUUGGCCUGUUGUAUAAAAGUGAGACCAAUUAAAAUGAACUUUGUAAUUCCCCAGCUAGAGGUGUUGAACUUGUCUGGUACAAGUGUUGACGACAAAACACUCUAUCAGAUCUCAAAGAAUUGCGUCGGGCUUUUGAAACUAUUUCUAAUAAGUUGUAAAUAUGUCACCGAAAAUGGAGUGAUGCACGUGCUUGGAAAAUGCAGACAAUUGAAGAAUAUUAUUUUGGCACGGUGUGAUAAAGUGAAUGCUGAUGUUGUUCUCUCAAUGCUUUCACCAAGGCCAUCAUUAGGAAAAUAUAAAUGCUGUAAUUUUGCUGGAGUUUGGUUGAAGUUUUGA
Molecule: messenger RNA, 1503 nt
Organism: Vicia villosa (hairy vetch)
Lineage: Eukaryota; Viridiplantae; Streptophyta; Magnoliopsida; Fabales; Fabaceae
Product: SCF E3 ubiquitin ligase complex F-box protein grrA-like
Exons: 1
Coding region: 1-1503 (500 amino acids)
Biological process (GO): SCF-dependent proteasomal ubiquitin-dependent protein catabolic process
Cellular component (GO): SCF ubiquitin ligase complex
Source: RefSeq, a predicted model, not a curated record